GGUUCUUGUAACCUAGAAGUCUUAAACUAUGUCCAAGAUGCAUGCAAGAGUGCAUAAAUGCAUCAACGGAGUCCAAUUUAAUUUAACAGAACUAAUCACAACUUUAUUACCAUGUUAUGCUAAAGUUUCAUAUUUAUUGUGACUCACAUAUUCCUUUGAUUUUUCCCUCUCGUAACAUUGGUGUUUUAGUCCAUUCCAUGUGUCUAUCAAAAAGUAGACAGGGCCCUCGAGUUAUACCUGCUCCAACUGAAGACCUUUUUUCUCCUCGAUCUUAACGAGUCCAUUAAAAUGCAUGGAGCCGUCCAAUAAAGCUUUUUGAAAAGAAACAGUAGAAAAGAUGAGUUUUUCCUUUUAAGAAGCAGAAUGAAGGUUCAAGAUUCACAUGGAGGAGACGAAGUCCCUUUUCACCCUCUUCUUUCUCGCCACUUUCUCAUGGAAGAAACAAAGUUCUCCUUCACCCUCUUCUUUCUUGCCACUUGUUUCUCUCUGAUAUCCUUGUUUCCAACAGUUUUGAAAGCAAAGGAUUCCAUAACUUCAGCGCAAUCCAUCACUGAUAGCCAGACACUAGUUUCUCCUGAUGAAAAAUUUGAACUUGGAUUCUUCAGUCCUGGCAAUUCCAGUUUGAAAUAUCUGGGAAUAUGGUACAAGUAUAUCCCAAAGCCUACUGUUAUUUGGGUUGCAAACAGGGACAGUCCACUUGUGAAUUCUAGUGGCACUUUAACAUUCAGCAAUGAUGGUAAGCUUGUCAUUCUCAGUCAUACAGGAAGUAUCAUAUGGUCUGCAAACUCAUCCAGAUCGCCAAGGAAACCAUUAGCUCAGCUUCUAGAUUCUGGAAAUUUAGUCUUGAGAGACCUUGAGGAUGAAAGCUCUGUGAGUUACAGAUGGCAGAGUUUUGAUUAUCCAUCUGAUACAUUCAUUCCAGGAAUGAGACUUGGUUGGAACUUCAAAACCGGCUUCAGCAGACACUUAACCUCUUGGAAAAGCCAUGAUGAUCCUUCUUCUGGAGAGUAUAGUUAUAGUGUGGACCCACGCGGCCUUCCUCAGCUUUUUCUUCUUAAAGGAAAGAAGAAGGUCUUUAGAAGUGGACCAUGGUUUGCACAACAACUCAAAGGUGACCCAGCUCUUAUGGACAACCCAGUUUUCAAACCUGUUUUUGUUUUUAAUUCUGAUGAAGUGAUUUUCACGUAUGAAACUAAGGACAGUGUCACUUCAAGAUUUGUACUUACUCAAUCUGGUUUGAUUCAGCACUUCUCAUGGAGUGAUCCUCGUUCCAGUUGGAUCCCAGAAUUUUCAGUUCAAGGAGAUCGUUGUGAUGAUUAUGGCAUUUGCGGUGCCUAUGGAAGUUGCACCAUAAGAGAAUCGCCAAUUUGCAAGUGUAUGGAUGGAUUUGAGCCUAGGUUACCUCAAGACUGGCAAAAAAAUGAAUGGUCAGAUGGAUGUGUUAUGAAGAAUUCUCAUACUUGCAGAAAUGGAGAGGGAUUUAAGAAGCUUACAGGAGUAAAACUGCCAGAUUCUGCUGUGUUUCACACAAACUCAAGCUUGAGUUUUGAGGAGUGUGAGACAGAGUGCUUGAAGAACUGUUCUUGUGUUGCUUAUGCUACACUAGAUAUCAAUACAACCGGCAAAGGAUGCAUUUCUUGGUUUGGGGUUUUAUUUGAUAUCAGAGAGGUUGCAUAUUAUGGACAAGAUCUCUACAUCAGAGUUCCAGCUUCAGAACUAGGUAAGAAAUUUGAUGAUAUAGUCCUGAGUAGGGUUACAGAUUCUCUAGUUCUGCAAUUUUCUUGGGCCAGGCUUUUCGGCGUUAGAUGUUCGUGUUCUAAUGUAUGUAUAUUGCUGUCAGGUUCAAAUGCUGCUGUCCCGAAAAGAAAUAAACAUAUAAUAAUUAUUGUAGCUGUAUCAGUAAGCUCAGCAAUUGUUGUCUUGGUAUCAUGGUUCAUAAUUAAGAGAUGGAGAAUUCGAGAGACAGAUAUUCAACUGAUACUUAACAGACCUAGAAGUGAACUCCCAUCAUUCAAGAUUGACAUUAUUGAAGCAGCAACAAAGAAGUUCUCAGCCUGCAAUAAGAUUGGAGAAGGUGGAUUUGGUCCCGUAUACAGAGGUAAACUUGCAUCAGGGCAAGAAAUAGCUGUGAAAAGACUCUCUGAAAGUUCAGGACAAGGCUUGCAAGAGUUCAAGAAUGAGGUUGCUAUGAUAUCCCUACUUCAGCAUCGAAAUCUUGUCAAACUUCUAGGUUGCUGUAUUCAUAAAGAUGAAAGAAUGUUGAUCUAUGAGUACAUGCCAAAUCGAAGCUUAGACUCUUUACUAUUUGAUGAAACAAAGCGUUCAACACUCACUUGGCAAAAGAGACUGGAUAUUAUUGUUGGAGUUGCGAGAGGAAUCCUUUAUCUUCAUAGGGAUUCAAGACUCAAAAUAAUUCAUAGAGAUUUGAAAGCCAGCAAUGUUCUUUUAGAUAGUGAAAUGAAUCCCAAAAUUUCUGACUUUGGAAUGGCAAGAAUAUUUGGUGGAGACCAAACUGAAGCAAAGACUAAUAGAGUAGUUGGAACCUAUGGAUAUAUGCCACCUGAGUAUGCGAUAGAUGGACACUUCUCAUUCAAAUCAGACGUCUUCAGCUUUGGUGUUUUGCUGUUAGAGCUGUUGAGCGGCAAGAAAAAUAAAGGAUUUUUCCAUCCAGAUCACAAGCUGAAUCUCCUUGGCCAUGCAUGGAAGCUUUGGACUGAAGAGAAGGCAAUGGAGCUGAUGGAUCCAUUACUUGAGAAUCAGUUUCCGGCAUCAGAAGGUCUACGGUGUAUCCAAGUGGGACUUUGUUGCGUUCAACAGAAGCCGGAGGACCGACCAACAAUGUCACAAGUGAUUUUGAUGUUAGACAGUGAAAGUGUCUUUCUGCCACAACCUGGACGACCAGGAAUGUAUUCAGAGAGAUGUUUCUCUGAGACAGAUUCAUCAUCACUCGCAGGAAUCAAUUCUUGUUCCAAUAACACAAGCAUCACCUUACAGGAGGGGCGUUAGGCUUCUGUCUCUGAAAAUGGCUUGUGAGACAAAUAUGCAUUAGAAUUGGCUUGCUGAAAUAAAAUUAAGCUUAAGCUGAGAAUCAGGCAUUGUUGGAGGAAAAUGUUUUGUACAAUCAAUGAGUGUUUGAUCAAUCAAACCAGAAUCAGUUUUCAUUGAUAAUUCUCUACCUUGUCAGAAUGAUACAAGAGCUCUGUACCAAGAUCCAGAGAUUAGAAA
Molecule: messenger RNA, 3225 nt
Organism: Neltuma alba
Lineage: Eukaryota; Viridiplantae; Streptophyta; Magnoliopsida; Fabales; Fabaceae
Product: G-type lectin S-receptor-like serine/threonine-protein kinase At4g27290
Exons: 6
Coding region: 364-3006 (880 amino acids)
Biological process (GO): protein phosphorylation; recognition of pollen
Molecular function (GO): ATP binding; protein serine/threonine kinase activity
Source: RefSeq, a predicted model, not a curated record